GGCGCGGCUCGCGAGUCUCUUCGAGGAACUCGAGAACGAGAAGCAGGUGGUAAAGGACCUCCAAGCCUCUCUCCAGAGCGCGGGGAACGGACCAGUUACUGUGUGGCUCGUCUCGUCGCAUUGGCAGCUCACCAUAGCCAUCCUCGCGGCGCUUGUGGGCGUCUUUGGCGUGGUGGGCCCGGAUGCACUGGUGAUUGCGCUGCAUUCGGGUUUUGGCUCAUUGCUGACGGGGCUCCUGGUGUCCGGCAGCUUCGACUUCGCCAGCUCCUACUUCUUUGGGAAAGGCAUGAGCUGGUUGGACGCCAACUGUGCGUUGCUGGCUGGCCGGGGCAGUUUGUUUGCCUAUGUGAUUUGGCUCGUGGUGACAUGUGCCAGUCUCAUCCGCUGGAGAUCCAACAUCCCCCUCAUCCUCUUCGCCAAGGUGGAAACCUUGCACCUCACAGGCACCGAGGACGAUGACGAGUCCGACAGAGCGAGACCUUUCCUCGCGGGAGUGGAUCCUGAG
Molecule: messenger RNA, 505 nt
Organism: Symbiodinium sp. CCMP2592
Lineage: Eukaryota; Dinophyceae; Suessiales; Symbiodiniaceae
Source: the annotation of a GenBank genome assembly